AUGGCUUUGCAAGACCUGAUAGUGGGUGUCGUCGGCGGCCACUUGAUGUUGACACUCACUCUCGGCCCUAUUCUCAUUCUAUUCAUUCGUUCGGUAUACCGCGUCUACUUUCAUCCUCUUUCACACAUUCCUGGACCUCUCUUGGCUAAACUGACGUCCCUUUGGCUGUACUAUCAUGCCUACGUCGGAGAUGAAGCAAGCACGAUUCACAAGCUCCACCAGCAAUACGGCCCAUACGUCCGGGUUUCGCCUACUGAAGUGGAUUUGAGCGACGCAGAUGGCAUACCUGCAAUCUAUGUGUCCAAAAGGGGCUUUCCCAAGGCGAAUUGUUAUGCCAAUUUUGAUAUCGAUGGGCACAAGACUCUGUUUUCGACUACGGAUACCGAGUAUAGGAGUCCAAGGGCGAAAGCAGUGGUACCUCUGUUUUCUACAAAGGCUUUGCGCGAAAACGAGAGGGCCAUUUGGGGAUGUGUGGAUCGUAUGGUUGACCGGUUGGUCGAAGAAGCAAAGACAAAGAGACCUGUAAACGUACUCAACCUAACGCGGAGCCUGGCGGUUGAUGCAGUGUCUACGCACUUAUUCCGGGAAAACUAUGAUGGUGUCAGCGAAAGAGGGCCGGUGCUGAGUGUAAGCGCCUUUGUGGAUCUUUUCGUUGCGGUUGGUCGCUUCUUUUAUCUGCCGAACCUCGUCUUUGCGUGGUUGGAGUGGGCUGUCACGAAAUUGGUACCCGAUCGCGAGGCAGACGACAGUAUGUCACUAGUCGACAAGUUCGUCGGCACCGUGGUUUCAAACACGACCUCCAAGUCAACGACAUAUCCGGGACGAUUGUUGGCCAUUGGACUUAGCGACUCGGAGGUUAGGGCCCUUGUUAUGCACCCUGAAAAGUAUCAAAGACCGAAGGAAGAGGUCGCCAAAAAUGCCGCUUUGGGGGCAGAUGCGCAGGAAGCUCAAGCCCUCCCCUACCUCAAUGCUGUUGUUAAAGAGGGCCUGCGACUCAGUAUGGCAAACCCCACGCGCCUGCCUCACGUCGUACCAGCUGGUGGCUGGAAUUUCAAGGGCACUUACUUUCCCGCUGGCACCAUCAUUGGCUGCUCAGCUUACGAACUCCAUUUCAACCCUGCGGUAUUCCCCCAGCCUCGAGUGUUCAGCCCGGAAAGAUGGCUAAAUCCCACCGAGGAUAUGUUAAAGUACUGGUUUGCUUUUGGUGCGGGAAGCCGAGCGUGUAUUGCUAGGAACCUGGCUACUGUGGAAUUACAGUUUGCGACGGAGAGACUGGGCAGGAGUGGAAUACUGGAUGGAGCAAGGAUUGUUCAGAGCGAAGUGGAUAUUUACGAGUGGUUCAACUCAAAAGUUAAGGGUGGCAAGAUUGAGCUGGUUUGGGGAUGA
Molecule: messenger RNA, 1386 nt
Organism: Exserohilum turcica Et28A
Lineage: Eukaryota; Fungi; Ascomycota; Dothideomycetes; Pleosporales; Pleosporaceae
Exons: 2
Coding region: 1-1386 (461 amino acids)
Molecular function (GO): oxidoreductase activity, acting on paired donors, with incorporation or reduction of molecular oxygen; iron ion binding; heme binding
Source: RefSeq, a predicted model, not a curated record